Messenger RNA from Cyprinus carpio (common carp), 8293 nucleotides. RefSeq names its product glutamate metabotropic receptor 3 (gene grm3). Gene Ontology annotation, biological process: regulation of synaptic transmission, glutamatergic; G protein-coupled glutamate receptor signaling pathway. The record is from RefSeq and is a predicted model, not a curated record. Lineage: Eukaryota; Metazoa; Chordata; Actinopteri; Cypriniformes; Cyprinidae. Gene Ontology annotation, molecular function: group II metabotropic glutamate receptor activity. Gene Ontology annotation, cellular component: membrane.
AGGCAGCAUCCCAAACGCCAGACGUGUGUGUUUUCUACUACAGCAACGGCACUAUUUCUCUCUCCCUAUCCCUCCCUCUCUCUCUAGCACUCGCUCGCAUGCUCUCUGAUGAGUGAGGGCAGUAUUGUCAGCCUCUCUGCUGCGCUCCCCGCGUGCGGACCCUCAUAAACGGAGUUAAGGAACAGUUUGAAAUACGGCAAAGAAGAGGAAAAAUGCAAGAUUGCAGACAAAAGGAAUGUUUAAAAGAGUUCAAAGGCUGAAUUCAGUGCUGUGGAUCUCCAUGAGUAACCAGACAGAGCUCCCUGCUUCUCCUUCAUGCCUCUUUCAGUUCUUUGAUGCCCACCUUACACCCUCUCUCUUCCCACCUGACCAUUACAGCUCCUCUAUCUUCUUCCCUUAAAUGAUGUGGUCCGCUGUCCGUGCUCUGCUGCUGGUGCUGCUGGGUACCAGGGUCCUGCUCUCCAGCGGAGACUCUCCACGCAAAGAAAUUAAGAUAGAUGGGGACCUGGUUCUGGGAGGCCUCUUCCCCAUCCAUGAGAAGGGCAUGGGCAUGGAUGAAUGUGGCCGGAUCAAUGAAGACCGAGGCAUCCAGCGGCUUGAGGCAAUGCUCUUCGCCAUAGAUCAGAUCAACCAGGACGUAGGUCUGCUACCAGGUGUGGCUUUGGGCGUCCAUAUCCUGGACACCUGCUCAAGGGACACCUACGCUCUGGAACAGGCGCUGGAGUUUGUCAGGGCUUCGCUUACAAAAGUGGAUGAUACGGAGUUCAUCUGUCCUGAUGGAUCCUACGCUCUUCAGGAAGACAGUCCGCUGGCCAUAGCCGGUGUCAUCGGGGGAUCUUUUAGCAGUGUCUCCAUACAGGUUGCCAACCUGCUGCGACUAUUUCAGAUCCCUCAGAUCAGCUAUGCCAGUACCAGUGCCAAACUCAGUGACAAAUCCCGCUACGAUUACUUCGCACGCACCGUCCCGCCAGAUUUCUACCAGGCCAAGGCCAUGGCGGAGAUCCUGCGUGCCUUUAACUGGACCUACGUUUCCACCGUCGCCUCAGAGGGUGACUAUGGAGAAACGGGAAUCGAAGCCUUCGAGCAACAAGCCCGUUUAAGAAACAUCUGCAUCGCUACUUCGGAAAAAGUAGGACGGUCGAGUGCAAAACGCUCCUCGUACGAGGCGGUGGUUCGUCAGCUUCUACAAAAGCCCACGGCCCACGUGGCAGUGUUGUUUUUGCGUAGCGACGACGCACGAGAACUCAUCGCAGCUGCCACCCGCCUCAACGCAUCUUUCCUCUGGGUGGCGAGCGAUGGAUGGGGGGCGCAAGAGAGCAUCGUAAAAGGUAACGAAUUCACGGCAGACGGUGCGAUAACGUUGGAGCUCGCAGCUCAUCCUAUACCAGAGUUCAACCGCUACUUCCAGAGCCUCACUCCUCUUAAUAAUCACCGCAACCCUUGGUUCAAAGACUUCUGGGAACAAAAGUUUCAGUGUUCGUUGGGCGGCGCUUCAGCAGCAGGGGCGGGAACCCCAAAGCCACCUUGUGACCCAGAACUGGCUAUCGACAAGUCAAAUUUUGAGCCCGAAUCAAAGAUCAUGUUUGUCGUUAACGCUGUUUACGCCAUGGCGCACGCCUUGCAUCGAAUGCAACGGACUCUUUGCGCCAACACCACGCGCUUGUGUGAUGCCAUGCGGAGUCUCGACGGCAGGAAACUCUACCGGGACUUUUUACUUCAUGUCAACUUUAGAGCUCCGUUCUCCCCUGCCGGCUCGGAGAAUCAAGUAAAGUUUGACGCGUAUGGUGACGGAAUUGGCCGAUACAACAUCUUCAACUACCAGCGUGUGCCAGGCAGCGACAAGUUCACUUAUAUCCAGGUUGGAGAGUGGGCAGAGAGUCUCUCCCUAAAUGAGGGCUUAAUCGGCUGGCCGAGGGGAGCGGAUGUACCCACGUCUCAGUGCAGUGACCCUUGCGCUCCCAAUGAGAUGAAGAAGAUGCAAGCAGGCGAAUACUGUUGCUGGAUUUGUACUCCUUGUGAGCCCUAUGAAUACCUGCCAGAUGAGUUCACAUGCAUGCCCUGUGCACCCGGCCAAUGGCCCCGUCCCGACCUGACAGGAUGCUACGACCUUCCUGAGGACUACAUCAUGUGGGAGGAUGCUUGGGCCAUUGGACCCAUCUCGAUUGCAUGUGUUGGCUUCAUAUGCACCUUAAUGGUCUUCGUCGUUUUCAUUCGGCACAACGAUACGCCGCUGGUUAAAGCGUCCGGUCGUGAGCUGUGCUACAUCCUGCUGCUGGGCGUCUUCAUGUCCUAUGUCAUGACUUUCAUAUUCAUCGCAAAACCUUCGCCUAUCGUGUGCACGCUGCGGCGGUUAGGCCUCGGUACCUCGUUCGCGGUAUGCUACUCCGCCUUGCUCACGAAGACCAAUCGCAUCGCUCGCAUCUUCAGCGGUGUAAAAGAGGGCGGGGCUCAGAGGCCACGCUUCAUCAGUCCCAGCUCACAGGUGUUCAUCUGUCUGUUGCUGAUCUCCGUGCAGCUCUUGUUGGUGUCUGUCUGGCUACUCGUGGAAGUGCCUGGCACGCGGCGGUUCACAACGCCGGAGAAACGUCAGACUGUCAUUUUGAAGUGUAACGUACGGGACUCUAGCAUGCUGCUGUCGCUGAGCUACGACGUGGUUCUGGUGGUCCUCUGCACGGUCUACGCCUUCAAGACCCGCAAGUGUCCGGAGAACUUCAAUGAGGCCAAGUUCAUUGGCUUCACCAUGUACACCACCUGUAUCAUCUGGCUGGCCUUCUUGCCCAUCUUCUACGUCACUUCCAGUGACUACAGGGUCCAAACCACAACCAUGUGUAUAUCUGUCAGUCUGAGUGGAUUUGUGGUGCUGGGCUGCAUGUUUGCCCCCAAAGUCCACAUCAUCAUGUUCCAGCCUCAGAAGAACGUCACCAGUCACCGGUUAAACAUGAAUCGGUUCAGUGUGAGCGGGCCGGCCACUAGCUACGCAUCCCACGCAUCUGUUAGCGCCCACUACGUUCCAACGGUGUGCAAUGGCAGAGAGAUCGUCGACUCCACCACUUCCUCUCUGUGACCUCGCCUCUUCCUCCAGACUCCUGCUCCUUAGCGACUGUUAGCCAAUCAGCACACAUUGUGCUCUGCCCAAGAACUAGGUCUGCCUACAGUGUGUAGAAAGUGUGUAUGAUUAUAAUGAUUAUUAAAUUAUUUUUAGGGCUUGUUGUAAAUAUUAACUGACGUUGUAGAGAAACAAAAGAACAAAAAAAUCCUUUAUAGAGAGAUUUUGGAAACUUUUGUUUUGAUAGCUUUAUUAUGUAUGUUGUAAACGGCCAUGAUGUGAUAAUGUAAAACUCAAACCAGUUUUUGAUUGGGCCACAGUAGAGACUGACAGAAACAGCUCCGCCUGCAAUACUGGACACUGGAAUUUGUGGUCGUUUUCUUUUGUAGGCCUCAUUGUAAUAACCUAAACUGUAUGUAUUUCUAUGUUGUACAUUUUGUACAGAAUCUUAACCGAUGGUUUUAACAGCACAAGUUGACAGUAUUAGAGUCUACGCUGGUCAUGAGGUCCAGAGCGGGAAAACCAUCGAGUGAGGGCUCGCACCUCAAGCUUCACGUCGUCUCAUCACAGGCAGUGGCUGUACGCCAGAGGUUACAACACCAUUUUAGUACACUGUCAUGACAUCUGAAAGCAUAUUACAUUAACUGCAUCUCAUAAGCGUUGCGUUUUAGAUUGGCUGUGAUGCAUGUUUAUGUUGCAGCACAUAUAUGCAGUGCUCUGAGAUGUUAUAUAUAUGUUUACAUUUAUAAAGUUGAUAUAUACCCCUUUUCCACCAUAAUGGUACCGUCCCACACUUGUCGACUGGAUAAACGGUGAAAAAAAAAUCACGUCCACACCUGCCACUUAAACCUGUUUGUGACGAAGCAAGAAACAGUAUUGUCAGAGGGCAAACAAUAGGAUAAUGUCCUCACCAAAUACAUUUUUUAGAACAUAAAUUGGAAUUGUAAAUAAUUGAAAGUAAGGAGAAAAACUGAAACUGCAAAUAUUUACAUGAUCUUUUGCUCACCAAGGCUGCAUUUAAUCAAAAAUACAUUCACAUUGUGAAACAUUAUUACAAUUUAAAAUAACUGUUUUCUAUAUCAAUAGAUUUUAAAAUGUGAUUUAUUUCUUAAAUGGCAUAGCUGAAUUUUCAGCAUUAUUAUUCCAGUCUUUAGUGUAACAUGAUCCUUCAGAAAUCAUUCUAAUGUGCUGAUUAGCUGCUUAAGGAACACUUCUUAUCUUCAGUUUUAAGAAAUAUUUGUGCUGCUUAAUAUUUCUGUCUACCCCAACACUGGCACCGGCACCAUUUCAGUGGAAAACUGGUGAUAAUCGGUUGCGUUUCUGAUGUGUGAAAUGCUUUGUGAUGCAGUGAAUGUGAAAUGUAUUCUGUUGUUCGAUAUCGGCUUGUUGUGCCUUAUCAUUUGUCCUAUAGUUUUAAUACGAGAGGUUCCUCAGAGCCUUUGGGCGGGAGGGGACCAGGCCAUUUUUUACAGACGUCUUUUUUUACAUUUCAGAGGUUUUAUACAUUUCUAUGUUUUUCUGUUGGUUCGUUUGGAAGAGAGUGGGACGCUCGGGUUCUUUGAAAAGCUGAAGAUUGAGGAGAGCUAAAAUGUUAAAAGUUUGCUUGUUUUUAGCUUGCGGUCAUCGCACGGCCCCAAGGGAUUCUGUACAAUAUCACGCUACCUAAUGUAAGUGUCAAACUGUAUCAUGUUAUUGUAGGACCAUCCAUUCGUCAAAAAGAGACAUAGUAAACAAACAUGUAACAGUAACCUAGAAAUGCUAAAGCUCUCAGCAUUCAUAAUUCAUCAGCAUGGCAGCAAAGGAAAUCAUUUGUGUGUCAGUUAACAGUACCAGGAUGUGAACAUACACAGCAGGAACGAGAAAAUCGGAUGACAGAGGAACAUAACCAAUCAGUGACAGAUUAAGUCUUCCAAUGGAGACGGACUUGCUCACAGAAACACAAGAGAUGUAGUCCAACUACACAAAUAUGUACAAUCAAUGUGUACAAUCAAUAACUAUACACUUCCUCACUUUUUUCCCUUUUCGCCCACUAAUUAGUGAUUACUAUGGUGAGCAAUAGGAUUAUGAAUUCCAACAAACCCCUAACCUUAAGUAAAUGUCAUUAGGUAGCCUAACUCAAAACUCAGAACACCCUGCAUAGCAACAUUUAAAAAACAAUCUGAACAUUUGCAGCACCUGAACAGUAACUUGCUGAAAACCACUUAAAACAUCUGAACAAUUGCAUAGCAACACCCUGGAAACUGCCCAGAACGCCUUAAAAACAUGCAAACAAAAACAUAGGAACACCUUAGGAACUGCAUAACUGCACCCUGGCAACCAUUCAAAACACCAUAGUAACUGUACCAUGGUAAAUAAACCACUCAGAGCACUUUAGCAACUGCAUAAAAUGCUCUGGAAACCACCCACAACAUGUUAGCACCUGCAUAGUGACAUACUACACUAAUAACACCUUUGCAACUGCAUAGCAAUGCCAGUAACAUACUAAAAACCACCCACAACCUCUUAGCAACAGCACAGUAACAUUCUGAAAAACAUAGAGAGCAUCUUCACAACUGCAUGGCAACUCCAUGGAAACUAACCACACCCUAGCAACAGCACAGUAACAUUCCAAAAAUCACCCAGAAUAUCUUCACAACUGCAUAGCAACAACCUGGAAACCACCCAGAACAUCUUAGCAACACCACAGUAACAUUCUAAAAACCACCCAGCACAUCUUCACAACUAAAUAGCAACAUCCUGUAAUCCACCAACAACAUCUUAGCAACAGCACAGUUACAUUCCAAAAAUCAUCCAAAACAACUUCACAACUGCAUAGCAACACCAUGGAAACCAAACACAUCCUAGCAACAGCACAGUAACAUUCUAAAAGCCACCGAGAACAUCUUCACAACUGCAUAGCAACCCCUUGGAAACCAACCACAUCCUAGCAACAGCACAGUAACAUUCCAAAAAUCACCCAGAACAUCUUCACAACUGCAUAGCAACACUUUGGAAACCAACCACAUCCUAGCAACAGCACAGUAACAUUCUAAAAGCCACCCAGAACAUCUUCACAACUGCAUAGCAACACCCUGGAAACCAGUACUGUGGCGGUCACUUUUACACAAAUAAAUAAAAAUUUUGCUCUUUGUAUUAAAGAACUACAAAAACAUAUGAGGCAAUAUGAGGAGAGCAGAUACAGUCCACAUUUGAAACAAAGAAAGUCAGUAAGUCAACGUGUGUAGAGAGAUAAACAGCGUGGUUUAUGUAAUGUAUUUCACUGCCCCAUAAACUCCAGCCCCAUACUCAGCAACUCAAUGCUUUUGUGGUGAGGCUUACAGUACAACACCCUCCCAAAAUCUGCACACAUCCUCUUUCUGCACGUUAAGUUGCUAGGGGUCCGCGUUCCAGCCUUAGCCUCUUUAAGAAUGUUUUUGAGAGAAGAAAAAGUCAAAUGUGGCGGUUUCGUCUGAGUGGCUUAGAAACGUUUUAGGAGGGAGCCGAGACUGCAGUCUGCGCAGAAACACAAAUGGAGAGUGAGCCUCCCUCACCCACUGCAGCGAUUUCAUUUCAGAGUGGGGAUCGAGGGUCUUACUGCAAAAGCAGCCGGCUGUGUCUAAACGCGUCACUGCAUGGGAAAGUUUAAGGCAAACUUUCAGAGUUCUGUUCAUGUUUGACAUAAGUCUUCACACCACGGCAGAAUACAGAUGACAGCCCUGUUUGGAGUGAUAAAUACGGUUAGGUUCAUAAACUGUUUUGAAAGAAAGUGACAACCGUCCGUAUCCUAUAACCAAAGUGACUACUUGAUACUUACAGGUGUCACAUCUGAAUUCAACAUCGAGUUCGGUUGAUGUGUGAGCAGAACUAAAUAGUGGAGUGUGUACUAUGUAGGCAGAGUGCAAGAUAUUAGUAUCAAAGUUCACCCAAAAAAGAAAAUUUGCAGAUUUUACUGAUUUUAAAAUGAUUUCUCAGGCUAUACAAGGUGCUUGUUCAUAGGAACAGAUUUAGAGAAAUGUAGCAUUUCAUCACUGGGUCCCCAAUGGAUCCUCUGUAGUGAAUGGGUGCCGUCAGAAUGAAAGUCCACACCACUCCAGUUCAUCAGUUAACAUUUUGUUUAUCGAAAAGUUACACUUUGUAAGAAAAAAAAAACAAUCAUUGUGGUGUUUUUAACUACUUCUUGCCAAAAUAUCGGUCCAUAAUAAAGGACACUAGGGGAUGGAAAAAAAAUUUUACUGGAAAGGGCAUUAUUUUGAAUUAUAGACAUGAUGGAUUUUUUCUUAGAAACAUAUAGCCUUUUGCUUUAAGACAUUAAUUGAUGGACUGGAAUCUUGUGGAUUACUUGUGGAUUAUUGUGAUGUUUUUAUCAGCUGUUUGGACUCUUGUUCUGACGGCACCCAUUCACUGCAGAGGAUCCAUUGCUGAGCAAGUGAUGUAAUGCUACAUCUGUUCUAAUGAAGAAACAAACUCAUAUACAUCUUGAAUGGCCUGGGAGUGAGUAGAUUUUCACUAUUUCUAUUAUUUCUAAGUGUCUGGGUAGACAAGGUAAUUGAGAAAAACAAUUAGGAGGAGUCUUAGAAGGAGUCUUAGGGACUUAGAAGGAGUCACCAAAAAGGUUUAGAUUAAUCAAACUAAAUCAAAACAAUACAAAAUCUUGAUAUGUACUGUGGUUAUAUCCAUCACUUAUAGUUACAGGCAUGACUCAAGACCAGGCCUGUACAGAAUCUGCAGACUUUUCCCCACAUUUUUCUGGAAAGAAAAAUCUGCAAAAAUCGGUUAAACACAAUUGAGAUUAUCAACUUACUUGCCAAAAUACUUAAUAAAUAUAACUUAGGUAGGUUCCAAUAUUGUGAAAAUCAAUUAAACUGAUUAUGUGUGGGCCUGCAAGCAUAAAAAAAGAUGGAUUAAUUUUGUUUUCUGUUGUAUGUACAGGACAAUUUAGAGUCACAUCUGUUAGUAAAUACAGUACAGUUGUCAAACCCAAAUACUGAAUGUGUGACUGGACACUCUUUCUCUGUUUGUUUUUCUGAAAUGGCAUGUUCGUUGGAUGUAUCAAGAACAAUUUGGGAUGAUUUUGAAUUUGUAUGUAAGGCUUAAAUAGACUAAAAACCCUCCUUCAGAUCUGUAAAGGAGUUACAAAUGUGUUGGGUGUAAACUUCAGGAAGGCACUGAACUUUUCGGUUUGACCACAAAGCAAUAGAACAGUACCCUGGUGCAGUGUGCAAUAAAAAAGGACAUUACGGCAUCAUAAUAAACAAACUAAAUGAUGAA